CGUUUGUAGACGUGGAUGGGCGUUAGUCGACGUGUUUGUGAUUCAAAACUCUGGAAUGGUCGCUGUUGAGGUUACAAUGCGGACGGGGCUGCAUACGAGUGGACUGCUGCUCGGCAACAUAAGCAGCACGCAUUUGGAAGAAAGGGCACAAGCACAUUACGUACAAAAUAGAGCGUGAAUUGUAAAUUAAAAGUCACCAGCAAAGUCUCCACCGCCAGAGAACCCGCCACCGGCGCUCGGGUCAGCGCCAGCGGUGUACCCACCGCCGUAUCCGCCACCAUGGUACCCACCGUGGCCAGCAUCGGCUAUGGCUGCGCCAAGGGCGACGCCGCCAACCACACCCGCAGCAGCACCGAUCGCAACACCGGCAGCAACAUCACCGCCUCCGUAGCCGUAGCCAGGGCCACCAACAACUACGGGACCGCCCUGCACGUAGCCUUGUUGCACAUAGCCAGGUUGGCCAUAGCCAGGUUGAACAUAGACGGGCUCUUCGAUGACAUCGACUGUGCGGCAGCAGCACCAGUAGAUGGCAAAAACGAGCAGGACAACGCCAAGGGCAACGGCAACCCAUACCCAUGGCGAAAUGGACUUUCGGACAACGACAACUGGAGCGGGGUUCGGGCCAGAGUCACAUUGGCAGACAUUCACUUGGGCGGUUUGCGGAGCGCACUUGGCGGUAGUCGGACAGCAGCACGCUUGCGUGGUCCCAGCGCUCAAAAACUUGUAGCAGAACUGUCCUGGCACGCCUUUGUACGCGGUGGCGCAUUGCGCAGGUGCGCCGUUUGCGUUGGCACACACUUGGCAUGGCGAAGAUGGGUUUGGGAACGGCACGAGUGGAUUCGCUGCUGGCGCGGCAGUGGGAGUGGCGCCGAAGGGUGGGGCCACCGUCGUGGUGGUCUGGGCAAAUGUCAUGGCGGCAAGCGCCGCGAUACCUGCCAGGAGGACGCGUCGAAACAUGUCACCGGCCGAGGGAAUUGAAAAAUG
This is a messenger RNA of Aphanomyces invadans, 984 nucleotides long. RefSeq lists its product as hypothetical. Lineage: Eukaryota; Oomycota; Saprolegniomycetes; Saprolegniales; Verrucalvaceae. The coding region runs from base 280 to 978 and encodes 232 amino acids. The transcript has a single exon. The record is from RefSeq and is a predicted model, not a curated record.